GUGCAGCGUUGUGCUAAUUUCGAGAAUAAAAUAGCUCGACUUGUCGUGUGAGAGAUUCAGUUGUUCGAGAAACGUUCUAGCCGCAAGUUUGAACUGCCGAUCAGUCAUAGAAAGGAUACCAAAUAGAUCAUCGGAAUGAAUUACCUCAUUGGAUUGCUGUGCCUGUGCCUGGUGGCAUUGGGGGUCAAGGCAGUUCCCGCUCCAGCCCAAGCUGAUAGUAGCAAAUACUUUUCGGCGAACGAUCUGCCAAAAUGCGCAACGGAUGAGGACCAGCUAGCGGAUUGCAUUAAGGAGAUAUUCAAUACGCUGACGCCGCGUCUCAAGGACGGCAAUCCCAAGCUGAGAAUCCCGCCGUAUGAGCCCUUACACCUCAACCGCACCAGUUUCCAGUACUCAAGUGGCACCGUUAACGGGCGCAUCACCGUGCGGAAUGCCAAGAUCUACGGAUUUGCGGCCAACACCGCCAAAGAAGUGAAAAUCGAGCUCAAUGGCGACAAGGUUAAGCUGAACCUGAUCACCUUUAUGCCCAAGAUGAACAUUGUGGGCAGCUACAAGGCCGACUUGCAGGUGAAUCAGCUCCAUCUGAAGCCCAAAGGCGAAUUCAACGUGACGCUGAAGGAUGUGGAGACAGCGACGCGAACUGAGGGGGAGCUCUACAAGAAGGAUGGCCAUCGGUUCCUGCGGCUCAGCAACAUCGACACAGCGCCAAAGAUUGGAGACUUGAAAAUCAAAGCCAAUGGAAUAUUCGCAGAUCCAGAAUUGGAUGAACUAGCUCUCAAUGUCGCCAAUCAGUAUUGGCGCGAUAUUUAUGGAAUAAUGCUGCCUGAGACGCGUCAGUUUUGGCAGCCCCUCCUGCUGCGCAUGUUCAAUGAGGCCUUAGAACUGGUUCCCAUCGAUCAGUUUAUUGUCGAUGAGUCGCUCAAUUAGUUCAAUUCAGUAAGAUGUACAAUUUGUGAUGAUGUGCAUAAAUAAAUUGCAUUAGGUGAAA
Messenger RNA from Drosophila subobscura, 988 nucleotides. RefSeq lists its product as uncharacterized. The coding region runs from base 136 to 927 and encodes 263 amino acids. Lineage: Eukaryota; Metazoa; Arthropoda; Insecta; Diptera; Drosophilidae. The record is from RefSeq and is a predicted model, not a curated record. The transcript has 4 exons.